Rhododendron vialii is the source of this 712-nucleotide messenger RNA. RefSeq lists its product as uncharacterized. NCBI's taxonomy places the organism in Eukaryota, Viridiplantae, Streptophyta, Magnoliopsida, Ericales, Ericaceae. Bases 163 to 567 code for a protein of 134 amino acids. The transcript is spliced from 4 exons. The record is from RefSeq and is a predicted model, not a curated record.
CUUUUGUCUGGUUGAUCAGAGGAAAACACAAAGAGAGAGAGAGAGAGAGAGAGAGUUCUCCUACCUCCUCCAUGAUUCCUCUCGCCUCCUCUUUGAUUUCCUACUGCUACGAUUCACGAUGAUGAAGAGGCGUUUCAUGUUCUAUAUUGUAUAGCUUUCACAAUGAUGGAUGCUCAGUGGCUUGUUAUGCGUGAUUCAUAUAGAGAGGAUUUUGAGAAGAGAAUAAAAGGUGGAUAUGUGUAUAGAAUCGGAGCUGGUUUCGUGUUCUACUUGAGGAAUACUACAAAGGGCCAAAGGCUCCAUAUCAUUUCCAGUAUUGACAAAUGUGAUGGCUUCGGAUGGGGUAGCUUCUACCUACUUUCAAAGUCAUUUCAUGACUGUUGCUUUCUUCAUCAGUGGAGGAACAAAUCUUGUGUCUAUGCUUUCUGGUUUCAACACAGUGACUCUUGCAACCACCCUUCACAACCUUCUCCCCCUUUUGACCCUGUUAUUUUCCACUACAUUUGUUUGUCUGAUCGCUUUCUAUGGGGUUUUAGGAAACAUUUCCUCAACUACUUAAUCACAUAAUAAGCAAAAGGAUUACAUAUCUCGCAUAUGCAAAGUGCAGAUUAUAGGUUUAUUGUAUAACUGCAAAAGACCUACUAUAGUAGUCAAGUUUAUGCGAGUGCUAAUAAUUGUUUUAAUCAAUGCAUGUACUAUGCCUUCGUAGCUA